Messenger RNA from Funneliformis caledonium, 196 nucleotides. NCBI's taxonomy places the organism in Eukaryota, Fungi, Glomeromycota, Glomeromycetes, Glomerales, Glomeraceae. The record is from the annotation of a GenBank genome assembly.
AUGUUAACAAGAAUAAAAGCUAAUGAAGGAAGGUUGCAAAGGGAUGUAAAAGAAUCAAGGACAAGGAGCUAUCAUUUGGGACGUGCUUUGAAAAGAGGGAUUUACUUUGGAUUCGCCGAGUGGAUGGAUUUUUUUCCUUCACCUCCUGUUACAGCUGCAACUUCAGUACUACCUCGCCCUAUUGCUCCUAUCCGUC